Molecule: messenger RNA, 4619 nt
Organism: Doryrhamphus excisus (bluestripe pipefish)
Lineage: Eukaryota; Metazoa; Chordata; Actinopteri; Syngnathiformes; Syngnathidae
Source: RefSeq, a predicted model, not a curated record
GCACGUACGCACACGCACGCCCUCACACGCUACUUUUGCUUAAAGGAUUUAAGUUUAUUUAAUAAGUUUAAAAGUGGGAAAAAAACAGGAAGGGGGGGCCGUACGCGAUCAUCUGCUGGGAGCAUGUGACCGCAUUAGACGCUCACAUGGCCGCAGUGGUGAUCCGCUUUUAGUCCGCAGCCCGAGCAGCGGAGCAUCCGGAGGAGCCGAGGAGCGCAGCGAGUCUUUGCACGGCGUCUUACCCCGCACUCAUCAUGGCGAACGGCGGCCAGAAAGUCGUGCUGAUCACCGGCUGCUCCUCCGGCAUCGGCCUGCGGAUCGCCGUCACGCUGGCCAAAGAUGAGAAGAAGCGUUACCAUGCGGAGCUGCGCCGUGGCACCGAUCCUCCUUUUACGCACUUUAACUCCCGAACGUCCUGACGCGGCUAAAGCUCACUGAUAUGUCAUUGCGACCAUGCGGGAUCUGAAAAAGAAGACCAAGCUAGUGGAGGCGGCGGGUGACACAUACGGGAAGAACCUGGUGUUGCUACCGCUCGAUGUGUGCAGCGACGAGUCAGUCAAGCAGUGCAUCGACAACAUUAAGGACCGCCAUAUUGAUAUCUUGAUUAACAACGCAGGUGUGGGCUUGCUGGGCCCCGUGGAGAGCAUCAGCAUAGACGAGAUGAAGCGGGUUUUCGAGACCAACUUCUUCGGAGUCGUGCGAUUGAUUAAAGAGGUGAUGCCCGACAUGAAGACGAGGCGAUCCGGACACAUUGUGGUCAUGAGCAGCGUCAUGGGGCUUCAGGGAGUGGUGUUCAAUGACGUUUAUGCCGCCUCCAAGUUUGCCAUGGAGGGCUUCUGUGAGAGCAUGGCAGUGCAGCUCAUGAAGUUCAAUGUCAGGUUGUCAAUGAUUGAGCCUGGCCCGGUGCACACAGAGUUUGAGACAAAGAUGAUGGAGGACGUGGCAAAAAUGGAGUAUCCGGGAGUGGACGCUGACACGGUUCGUUAUUUUAAGGACGUUUACCUGCCGUCAUCGAUAGACAUUUUUGAAGCCAUGGGUCAGACGCCGGAGGACAUAGCCAAAUGCACUAAAAAGGUUAUCGAGUCGAGCAGCCCUCGUUUCAGGAAUCUGACCAACAGCCUGUACACUCCCAUCGUGGCCUUAAAGUAUGCCGACGAGACGGGCGGCCUGUCGGUCAACACCUUCUACAACCUGCUCUUUAAUUUGGGACCUCUCAUGCACAUCACCAUGAGCAUCCUCAAGUGCCUGACGUGCAGCUGCCUGCGUCGACGCACUGUAUCGCCUAAUUAACCUGUCCCCCCCUGGUCUCCCCCCAAACCACCUCCUCCAGGAACCAGUAAUUACUCCUAAGGAGGCACCUUCUCCAUUGACAACAUCCAACAGUGUACAGUUCAUGCACAGAUACAGAAAUAUAUUUAAUUUGAAAAAAAAGGACAGCAGUGCAGUUUGGCAUGAACUUUAGGAAACGCACAAAUGUCCCCACAAAGGACACACAGGAAAGCACAACUCAAAGAGAGUGAUGCAAAAAUAAUAAUAUUAAAAGACAUAAUUGUCGAACAUUGUCUUCCACAUCAGGAAGAGUAAAUCUUAUUAUCUAUUAUCACCUUUGUUGUCAUAACUGCUGUUCAAAUGUUUAAUUUUUAAUCUUUUUGAUCAUUUUUGUUGCUUCUCGAGGCUUCUUAAGGGUAGGCCAUAUAUCCUCUUAUUUGUUAGACUGAAUUUUUAAAUAAAUUCCAAUCUGAUUUACCAUAUUAAAGUGAUCCAUUUUUUGCGGUAGAGCAGUUGAUGCGGUGGAGAGUGGAUGCGAUGCGUCUUACUCACCGAUAGAUGGCAGUAUUUCUCAGCCUUUUUCGCCACUCCGUUGAACUCAUUCCUUUAAAAAAAUAAGAAAUAGAGUUAAUUUUUUAAAAUAAUGACUAAUAAUAGUAGAAACAUGAUUUUUUUUUUACAAAUGACGCAGACAGUUAACACAGUUUAUGAUAAUGAUAAAACAAAAAAUAAAAUAAAAACAAUUGAAAAAAAUAAUUAAAACACUCCAGUAAACUGAAAAUGUAAAUAUUACAUGAGAAACAAUAACAAUAAAACAUAUAUUAAACUAAUCAAUCAAGAUAAGAAAAAAUAUAAUAUACAGACGAGGGUAAAUAACAGGUAAAUUCAGUAUUUUCAUGGUCAGGUGUUCAAUGUUCAAGUUUAUUAAAUUGAUUGGAUUUGCAGUAACCUAAAUAAAUAAUUUAAAUUAUUGUAAGUAUCGAGACGUUGAAAGGUGACAUAUUGAAAUAAACUAUGAUAUAAAUAGUGCCUUGAUAAAACACUUUAAUGUGACAGGUGCAUAAAUGUUAAGUUUUCGGCGACGAGGCCUCACGCAGAGUGAAGUGUUUGCAUUUGCAUGUUCGUCCGUGUGCCCAUUAGCAUGCGUGUGUGUGUGUGUGUAUGUGUGUGUGUGAAUACAUUUUAUGUGCACAACUAUGGGCCAAGUUAGUGAUCUGUUGAUGGAUAUAAAGAGGUCAUGGCCUGCUACCCAUCAAAAAACCCUCCCUUGCGCCCCCCGCCCUUCUCGUGCAUACACCCCGCUUUGUGCCGUGUGAGAGAAUGUGACCUGGUUCCCAUCCCCGAGGAGGGGCGAGCCCUAAUGACGGCCUCCUCAGACGCAUUGCCGAGGCCCCAGAACUCCCUCCAGCAGCUGGCUCCCCCCCCCUAUUUUGAGACCGUCAGACAAGGAAUUUGGACUUUUUGUUUUGUCUGCGACAUCCGGUAGCACCUUUCCAGGUCUCACCGUGGUCCCCACGGUUGGGACGACAAUGCAACUGGUUGCAGACGUGUUGUUUGCGAGCUCCUCUGCUCUGCGUAUGUGUCUUCAUCAGAGGCGACAGCUCCCCACAAUGGAACAAAGACGCUGUCAAUCACAAUCAAAUGGGUGUGUAUGGGGGGUAGGACUAAGUUGGGGGAGGAGUCUCGUUUGUUCUGAAUGUUCCGACGUGCCAAGACCCAAUGUUGGGACGCUGGAGUCUAAGGGCAGAAUCCAGGGGGAAAAAAAGGGUGGGAGCGGGGUGUCGAAUUUGGGAAAAUUUGGGUUCCUGAAUGGAAGACCUGUUUACUAAUUGAAUGAACACGGGACUUGGAGAGAAGUCUCAUUGAACCAGGGCGCUCAUCAAACCAUUGUUUCACAAUCAAGGGCCUAAUUGCAGCAUAAUGAGGGCAGCAUGUCAUGUUGAGGUCUCCGUUUUAUUGUCACCCUGUCACAUGUUUACUCACUGAGAUGCAUGUGAACCACACUUAAUAAAUAUUUAUCUACGGCAUUCCAAAAGAAUAUUUCAUUUACAUGCAAUUGGCUAUGUCUGACUCUCUUUGUGUUGCGACUUAAUCCACUUUCUAGCAUCCUCAUUUUCCCCCCAUUGUCACAAUAUAGGAGAAGCGCACUUUGAUUCUAAUUCCGAGAGUGAUGAGAUAGCCCUAAGAACAAAGGUCAGGAAAUUGUGAGAACUAGGUUUGGAUAAGUUGGCCUCCCGGACGAGGCAAAGAAAAGGCUCGGAAUUCUCCGGGAUGCAGGCAUUAAGAGGAGCUGCUGUCUAGACAGAGUGCUUCACCCUGAUCCCAGGUCAGCAGUUUUUUGUUUUUUUUUUAUUGCAAAUUCAGUUUUAGCUUGCAAGCACAGAGAAAGCUUCAUAUCACAAUUGCAUGGGAUUGGACACAGCCGCUCGGGAGUGAUUAAUAUGCAGCUUGUUUGCAUGACAAUUUAGUACAGGGGACUCAAACACGCGGCCCGCGGGCCAAAUGUGGCACAUGGGAGACUAGUUUGAGGCCCCCGCCUUGAUAUGAACGUUUAAUGUUAGUGCGGCCCACGCACGUUUGAUAUGGAUGCUGUAUGAUGUAUCAUGUACCCAGAAAAAAUUAUUACGUUUAAUUAAUGUUCAUGUUAAAGGUUAAAUAACUGUUAAUAGUUAUCCUCCUUAUCCGUGUGGAAGUGGUAAGUUUUUGGCUAUUUAAGUUUAAAGGAAAUAACUUGAAGGCUACCGUUUAGGUCGCUAGCUCUCUAGUUUGCGAGUUAGCAUGUGUCUGAAGACCCUGCAGUUGCGCAAUGUGUUGUUAAUCAGGGGUCGCAAACACACGGCGUGGGACACUAGUUUGAGGCCCCCGCCUUGAUAUGAAAGUUUAAUGUUAGUGCGGCCUGCACAAGUUUGAUAUGGAUGCUGUAUGAUGUAUCAUGUACCCAGAAAAAAUUAUUACGUUUGAUUAAUGUUCAUGUUAAAGGUUAAAUAACUGUUAAUAGUUAUCCUCCUUAUCCGUGUGGAAGUGGUAAGUUUUUGGCUAUUUAAGUUUAAAGGAAAUAACUUGAAGGCUACCGUUUAGGUCGCUAGCUCUCUAGUUUGCGAGUUAGCAUGUGUCUGAAGACCCUGCAGUUGCGCAAUGUGUUGUUAAUCAGGGGUCGCAAACACACGGCGUGGGACACUAGUUUGAGGCCCCCGCCUUGAUAUGAAAGUUUAAUGUUAGUGCGGCCUGCACAAGUUUGAUAUGGAUGCUGUAUGAUGUAUCAUGUACCCAGAAAAAAUUAUUACGUUUGAUUAAUGUUCAUGUUAAAGGUUAAAUAACUGUUAAUAGUUAUCCUCCUUAUCCGUGUGGAA